Messenger RNA from Strongylocentrotus purpuratus (purple sea urchin), 2801 nucleotides. Its product is annotated as egalitarian protein homolog. NCBI's taxonomy places the organism in Eukaryota, Metazoa, Echinodermata, Echinoidea, Camarodonta, Strongylocentrotidae. Gene Ontology annotation, biological process: nucleobase-containing compound metabolic process. The transcript has 6 exons. Bases 27 to 1376 code for a protein of 449 amino acids. Gene Ontology annotation, molecular function: nucleic acid binding; 3'-5' exonuclease activity. The record is from RefSeq and is a predicted model, not a curated record.
AUUGGCUUAAGAUUCGGGUUAUUCCAAUGAAUAAGGAGAUCCUGUCAAAGGUUCCUCAAGAAUAUCGUAAGACGGUGAAGAAAUAUUGUCAAUGGGAAGUGACAUUUUUCAGGAGAGACAUCGAACCAGCGCCGCAAGUAAGUCCGUUCAACGUUCCCGAGAGGUAUUUUUCAGACACCGACAUCUUCAGUGGUGUGCCACAUGAGGCAGUCGGCCGGAUCAUCUCGGCGCUACUGCAUAUCACACACAGGCUUAAUAACAUAAGCCUACAAAAGCUGCUUCCUCUCGUAAAAUCACAUUUCAAAGUCAAGAAAAUCCCUAAGAUCGGCAGUUAUUUAGCGACAGAAGAAGAUCUGGAAAAAUUCAUCGUCAACUCCCCUCAAUAUUUCACGAUUUCAUCAAGAGUCGUGAAGCGCUGUUGCGGGUUCAGCGAUGACGUUUUCAAUUCAGCUAUUACCCAGAAAGCCCUUGGGAUACAAUUUCCUAGCACUACAGGGACAAGAAGGCAGACUGCUGCUGCAUCUUCUGCUGGCGAUCCUGUUGAUUUCCAAGAUGUGGUCAGUCAAACCAAGAUCAUCGAUUCGUUGGAAGACUGUAAACGAAUUCUUGAUCCGAUCCUUGACCAGUCUAGAAGAGAGACUGUGGUCAUCGGACUCGAUUGUGAAGGUGUAAAGCUAGGAAGAGCGAAGGGAUGCCUGACUCUUGUUCAGAUCUCAACGUGGGACGGGAAAGCAUUCCUCUUUGACGCCUUCAAGAACCCUCAGCUUCUCAAAGGAAACUCGAGUCUCAAGAAGAUACUAGAACAUGACAGCAUCCUGAAGGUGAUCCAUGCUUGUAAAAGUGACACAUAUUCUCUGUAUCAUGGGUUCGGUGUAAAACUCAAGAACGUGUUUGAUACGUCGAUUGCGAUGUUCACAAUAAUGGAGCAACUGAACAGGAACCAUCCCUACCAAAUCGGCUACAAAGCUCUUUGUGAGCUCCUUGGAGAGGCCGCUUCUCACAAGGAUGAUGACUUCAAGAAGAAGAUGAUUGAGACGGAAGAUUUCUGGGAGAUUCGACCAUUAACAGAAGAGAUGAUCUACUACGCUGCAUCUGAUACAUUGUGUUUGGUUCCCACUGUUUACCUGAAACUCAAGGGAAUGCUGACACGGGUUUGGCGAGACCUGUUUACGUGGUCUUGCAAAAACGCCAUGGAAAGAAAACAAAGAGGUAAACCGAGGUACCAGAUGACAUCAGGAACCAAACCAAACCCUAACAAAGGCCAUCGUGAAGGUCCCUCUCUUCAAAACCUGAGAAUUAGCAACGGAGACGACAUCGACGACAGCCACUCCAUCGACGACAGUCCCCACAGCGACUACAGCGACUGUAGCUACUAGUGUGACGUUUUUGAAAAAUUCCAAGCAUUUGAUAGAAGCCUGGUUUUGACCUACAACAUUCUUAAAUGUUGGAUGAAAUCACUAGACAUCAAUGUUUUGAGCAAUGUACGUGAAAAUAGGCUUCUGUGGUAGUCGCAGAGAUGCAUUAUUAUAGCUGAAUAAUUUGUCUGAAUAUGUGGAGACGUGCUGUUAUACAUGUUUUGUUUUGUGAAUCCUUAUUAGCCAAACAAUGAAUGAAUGAUUAUAUUGGAUAAUGUGUAUUGCUUAGACUGUAAUAUAGUUCCCUUUAACAGCAAGUUUCAUCUGUAUAAUUGUAACCAGAUAAUGUUUUGCCUAAUGAUAAUUGUAUAUUAAGAUUUUGAUAAAAUGGGAGAAACUUUCCUCAUAGUAAUAAAAUACGAACCAUGUAUGUGACGCUGUGGUAUAUAUACUGGUAGUGUAAUUUUCCUAAGUAUGUAUCGUUAACAAAUUGUAGUGUAUAUAGUUUUCGUAUUCUUAUCUAUCCAUGCAACACUAUGCUGCAUGUUAAUGCCAUUUUUUGGCUCCAUAAAAUAUGUGAAUUUCAAAAUGAAAUAAUUAAAGCUUAUAUUGACGUAUCUAUCGAUAAAUGUAUUUUGUUUUUUUCAUAAUAAUAGCUUUAGUUAUCUUGAGAAUUUGUUCGUAUUCUUGCCCAUUAAUCUACCAGAUUUCCCACCAAAGUGUAUGGAGUAUUAAAAGCAAGAUAUUCUUUAAUAGCAUGAUUUACAGUGUCUCAGCACGACACAGGCAUCGUCAUUUUCUUGAUAACGUUGUGUACUAUAUGCGAAGUCGCUUGUCAAGUUAAUAUAUUCUAAUGUAUGGCUGUUUCCUUCCCAAGUGUGUAUGAUGAUGAAGCAUUUCAUUCACCUGCUAUUAUCUCGGGUACUAUAAUUGUCAGAACGCAUUUCACAUUACGAAUACAAACAUGAAAUAAGGAUUUUUAUAACGUCGUUUAAAAUAAUUAAGUGAUGGGCAGAUUUUUGCUUCAGGAGGGAGAUUGUUCCGCGGAGAGGGACUUUAGAAAUAUUGAGCUAUGGGAAAUAGAAGCUCUAAUACCUUAGGUAAAUGAUAAUUGUAUGAAUUUUGAGUAUUAUCUAUAUAUUGUGUUGAUGUAUUGUUGAAUUAAGUAAAAACCUUAGGCAUGACCAACUGGAGUAUAAUACGUUUAAAACACACCAAUACAAAUGCAAUACUAAAUCUAUUUAUAUCAUACACGUUGUGUAAUCGUAAGUUAUAAAAAAGUGGCAAAGUGGGGGCAUUUAAAGAAGCAUUAAAAGUUAUCUUCAUUUUUUUUUCUGAAGUAAUGACAACGUGUUGAAAACGUAAUCGGACGAUUUGGACCAAACAUUAUUACAAUAAUUUGUAUGAGAAACAACCAAAGCAUGAUAUGAUAAUAUAAAAAAUAUA